GAUCCCCUCCGCGCUCGCCGCCCGGCGGAGGGGCGGCGGCGCGGGCCGCGUCCGCCCUGGCGCUGGAGGCUUCCCGCGGGCCGUGUCCGACCUGCGCGCGGUGCAGGGCCUCAGCGGCGGCGGCGCCAGCCUCGGGGCCGCGCUCCCAGGCGCCCCCGAGGGGCUCUGGCAGGAGGGCCUGGCGGCCCAGGCGCCGCGGGCGCGGCGGGAGGCGCUGGACGACCAGAAGAUGACGCGCGCGAUCCAGGAGAUCUUGGCUGUGCUGCCGGCCGAGUGGAGGGGCACGACAUUCAACAACUCCAACCUGCGCGGGCGCGAGGGAUUCACGAGAGACUUGGAGGAGCUGAUCCUCCGCAAGUUUCGGGCCGGGGAGCGGAUCUCCAGGGAAGACCUGGACGACGUCGGCUACGCGGAGGACUACCAGCGCGUGGCCACCAACAUCUCCACGCUCCUCGAGGCCACCCUGGCUGUGCGCAGGGGCUUGGACGUUUCGCAGGUGUUCACCUUCGCCUCCGAGAAGCUUCCAAUAGUUGCCGCCUGCAUGGUCGCGAAGCGCCCGGUGCACCUCUACCUCGGUGACGAGCCUGACCCCUUCACUCGCAGACAGCACGAGCUGCUCGCCCUCCUCGGCCUGGACCUGCGCUGCUACCCCUCGUACCGCGUCCGCACGGCGAGACCGAACGAGGUGGUCUUGACAAUGGAGUCGGCCCACCUCAAGACCACCAUCGUGGAUGGCAUCAUCGGGCCGAACGUCCUCUAUGUUGUCAAUCCGGAGAAGAUCAACACGGAUGACGUCCUGGUCAUUCGCAAGCGCAUUCCUCGCCGAUGA
Prorocentrum cordatum is the source of this 829-nucleotide messenger RNA. Lineage: Eukaryota; Dinophyceae; Prorocentrales; Prorocentraceae. The record is from the annotation of a GenBank genome assembly.